This is a messenger RNA of Stereum hirsutum FP-91666 SS1, 1877 nucleotides long. RefSeq lists its product as uncharacterized. Gene Ontology annotation, molecular function: transcription coregulator activity. Gene Ontology annotation, biological process: termination of RNA polymerase II transcription; regulation of transcription by RNA polymerase II. Bases 1 to 606 code for a protein of 201 amino acids. Gene Ontology annotation, cellular component: mediator complex; core mediator complex. NCBI's taxonomy places the organism in Eukaryota, Fungi, Basidiomycota, Agaricomycetes, Russulales, Stereaceae. The record is from RefSeq and is a predicted model, not a curated record. The transcript is spliced from 4 exons.
AUGUCCUCCUACGCGUUCGAAAUCGCUCUCUUUGGCGAAUUCUUUCCAAAUGAUCUCAAACCCAUCCUUAACCGCAUCGCUAUGAACAGCGACUCUGCCCAACAAAUGCACUCCCGCGAGAUCGUCUUUGAGCCUCUAGACAUGCACCAACAGCGCGAACAAGGUCAAGAACCAGUCCUCUUGCGUGCUCGAAAAGAGUUACUUGAAGCCGACUCUGGAUGGCAAUUGUAUACUUAUCUGAAGCCAGAGAGUGUCCGUGUGCAUCCAGAGGCGACAGUGAGACCCUGGGCGAUCGUUCAGGUCGUAGGAGAUGCGCUCAGCUUCGCAUCUGCUCUGGGUUACGCUCGACGUUCUCAAAUAUACAAACGAGGAUAUAUGUUCAGACGAGGAGCAUUGGUGAUACAAAUGUUUCAGCAAGAACAGAUAGACCCAAAGACUCAGAAACCCGCCCCUGCUCACGUGGAUACUCUGUGGGAGGUCGAGGUAAAGACUGCAAUGCCCGUACGAGGCACACAAGAAUUUCCCCUCAAAGCACAUAUUGAGAGCGUCAUCGAAGUGCAACGCUUCAUGAAGGGUCUGCUCGAUCUUCGCAGGCAAGACGUAUAAAUUCAAUUCAAUAAAUCAAGACGACGAGGCCCCUUCAGCUUGCGAUAACUGGCUCCUCUUCAUCACCAGACUCGCCCCAAUCGACCUCUUCCUCUUCCGCGUUAUGUGAACCGCCCUGCUGUCGCAUCAUGUCCAGCAAGGCAGCGUAAUCAACCGGACCCACGUCUUCCUCGCCCUCAGCGUCCUCCUCUCCCUCCGCAUCCUGUUCUGCGCUAUCACCUCCAUCCUUCACAACAGGCUCAUCUUCCACCUCGUCACUAUCCUCUCCAUAACCUCCGAUACCGACCAAAGGCUCCACCACAUCCUCGCCGUCAUCAUCGUCACUUCCAUACCCUCCGAGCAAGCCCACUAUAGCCUUCUUCCCCGCCUGCACGUCCAACUUCCUCCUCUUCGCCGGUCUCUGCUGAGGCCCGGUAUGCAUCACUAUCCGCUGCUCUUCAACAAGCAUCCCUCUGAACGCGCCGUCCUCAUAGACCUCCACCGUCGGAAACUCGACAAACUGUUUCCCCUUCAACACAGCCGAGAAUUUCUGCGUCGCAUCUAGCCUAUGAUACCUCGUCCGCUUCGUCUUCGGUUGCUGCUGCUGCUGGCUCGCAACAAACGCCUGCACCUGUAUCUGCAACUGCGUCUGUCCCUGCAUCCCGCGCAUCGCAGCGACCGGAUCGUUCUGAGCGGCCAUAUAGAACUGUGGAGGCGUGAAUGCGUCGGGAACGUCCGCGUCUGGGAGAACGAGCGGUGCGAGCCACGGAGGAUGCGCGUUGUUCUUUUUGGAUUUGGAAGAGAUGUGGGACUGGAGGAGGGCGAGGAGCGGGGUGUCGAUGUUGUUCCGGUGCGUGAGGAGGGUUAGUGGUAUUGGCGAGUCUUGGGUGUGAGAAGGGUUGACGGUCGGGUCUGGUGGAGGGUAGAUUUUGAAUUCGAUGGUGAGGAGCGCGGUUUUGUUUCUGCGCGUACCAUACCAUGCAAUUGCACCGACCGUCGAUUAGAGUAUAAACGAGUGAUGAGCACGAGGAAUUUUAAAUGCAACACACUUGAAAUCCCAGCUCGACUGGUUCAAAGACCGUCUCUCCAUCCCAGCCGGCAACAUCUCGACAUCGACAUCCCUCGCCUCCAACUGCAUCUUCAAAAUAUCCCUCUUCGUCCUCUGUGCCGCACCUCCCCCUCCGCCUCGUCCCCUUCCUCCCCUUCCUCUCCCUCCACUAUCAAACCCCCGUCCCCGACCACCACCUCUCGUACCCAUACCCGCACUCACACCCACAUUGACCGCAUACCCC